AUGCCGGGUUAUGCCAAGUUUAUGAAGGAGUUAGUCACAAAGAAAAGAAUCUUGGACUUCGAAACAAUUGAAAUCUCUCAUAGUUGUAGUGAAAUUAUGACUAAUGAGAGGAUUAUAAAGAAAAAAGAUCCCGGAGCCUUCACCAUUCCUUUCACUAUCAGUAUGAUCAAACUUUCCAAGGCCCUAUGUGAUUUGGGAGCAAGUAUAAAUCUAAUUCCAUACGCAUUCUAUAAACAAUUUGGGUUGGGUGAACCGAAAUCCAAAACAAUGAGGCUUCUGAUGGCAGACCGAUCGAUCAAGCACCCCGUGUGGAUACUCUAUGAUAUCUUGCCAUUCUUAGCAACCGGGAGAGCGUUAGUGGAUGUUGAAAGUGGAGAAUUGAAGUUCCGGGUGAAUGAAGAUGAAGUCACUUUUAACGUGUGUAAGUCAAUGAAGCACCCAAGAGAUAUUAAUAUAGUUUCGACUAUUGAUGUAAUUGAUGAAACAGUAGCUUGUGUGAGCCAUUUGAUGUGUAUGACUGAGCCACUUGAGGCUGUGCUUGCAAACUAUGAUGAGUCCGAUGUCCAAGGUUACAAUGAGGUGGUGGCAGCCUUUUCGGGUUUUGGGGAAUGUUCAAAGACUCCAUUAAAGCUGGAUAUUGAUCUAAAACCUCAAGAAAAUCCACCCGCUAAGCCAUCAACAGAGGAACCACCAAAGCUUGAGUUGAAAGUACUCCCCGCUCAUCUUUGA
This is a messenger RNA of Solanum tuberosum (potato), 729 nucleotides long. RefSeq lists its product as uncharacterized. The transcript is spliced from 2 exons. Lineage: Eukaryota; Viridiplantae; Streptophyta; Magnoliopsida; Solanales; Solanaceae. Bases 1 to 729 code for a protein of 242 amino acids. The record is from RefSeq and is a predicted model, not a curated record.